GGUGGACACCUUCAACUUUAGGCACUGUUAUUAUGACCGGUGAAAUUAUUUCCACAAAGUCUCUCUAAGUUUUACGGAGUCAACGUUUUAUGUCCCAUUGUUUAAUUACACAAAAGCCUCUUUGUUUCACUUUUUGCUCCACAAAUGGAUUUCUCUCUUAACAUCGUUGCUGCUGCAAUAGGCUUCUUCUUGAUUUUCCGGAAACUCAGAUCCCAUCAUGAAAACGAAGAAUCUGAUUCUUCUUCUUUGUCUACUUCAUCAACUCCAUCUUCUUCAUCAGUUUCUCCAUCUUCUUCCUCUCACGUCUGGUUACACGAUGUCUUUCCGAGCUUCCGCGGGGAAGAUGUCCGCGAUAACUUUCUUAGUCACAUUAAAAAGGAGUUCAAAAGAAAGACAAUCACAUUUUUCAACGAUAAUGGGAUCAGGAGAGGAGAAUCCAUCGCUCCCGAACUCAUACGGGCGAUUAGAGGAUCUAAGAUUGCGAUCGUCUUGCUCUCUAAGAAUUACGCUUCUUCUAAGUGGUGUCUUGAGGAGUUGGUGGAGAUUAUGAAGUGCAGGGAGGAGCUGCGUCAAACUGUGAUUGCUAUUUUCUAUAAAGUAGAUCCAUCUGAUGUAAAGAAGCUGACCGGUGAUUUUGGGGAGGUGUUCAGGAAAACUUGUAAGGGUAAAGCUAAGGAGGAGAUUAGGAGGUGGGAACAAGCUUUGGAGAAAGUGGCCGUAAUAGCUGGUUACCAUUUAUCCAACUGGGAUAAUGAAGCAUCAAUGGUCGAAGAAAUUGCCACUAACAUUUCAAAUGAGCUGAUUAAAUUUGUGCCAUCAAGUGAUUUCAAAGGUUUUGUUGGGAUGGAAGCUCAUAUGAAAGAGAUGGAGCCGUUCUUACUCUUAGGCUCCAUAAAAGUGAGGAUGAUAGGGAUUUGGGGUCCUUCUGGAAUUGGUAAGAGUACGAUCGCCAGAGUUCUAUUUAGCCAACACUCUCACGAGUUCCAGCUUAGUGUCUUCAUGGAGAACAUCAAAAGACGUUGUCCAGGACCUUGUUCUGAUGAAUAUAGUGCGAAACUGCAAUUACAAGAAGAGUUCCUAUCUAAAAUAGUCAACCAGGAGGAUAUCAAGAUUCAUCAUUUAGGAGUUGCGCCAGACAAGUUAAAAGACAAGAAAGUGCUUGUCGUUCUCGAUGAUGUAGACCAUUUGAUGCAACUAAAUGCCAUGGCGAAAGACCUUCACUGGUUUGGUCCUGGAAGCCGGAUUAUUGUCACAACGCAAGAUAAAAAAAUAUUGACUGCACAUGGGAUUGAACAUAUUUACAAGGUUGAGUUUCCAGGUUUCCAUGAAGCUCUUGAAAUCUUCUGCAUGAAUGCUUUUGGUCAAAAGUACCCAGAUGGUGACUUCGAGGAACUUGCUUGGGAAGUAACAGAACUUGUUGGUAAGCUCCCUCUGGGACUAAAGGUAAUAGGAUCUUAUUUCAAAGGAAUGGCCAAGCAAGAGUGGGAAGAGGAACUACCAAGGUUAAGAACUAGACUUGAUGGAGAAAUAGAAAGUAGUUUAAAGUUAAGUUAUGAUGCCUUAUGCGUUGAUGAUCAAGAUUUAUUUCUUCAUUUAGCUUGCUUUUUCAACAAUGAGCUGAUUGAGAAAGUGGAAGAGUAUCUUGCAAGGAAUUUUGUAGGUGUGAAAGGUCGUCUACGGGUUUUAGUUGAGAAAUCAUUCAUAUCCGUUGACGGAGGAUAUAUAAAGAUCCAUGAUUUGCUAGCACGUUUAGGUAGAGAAAUAGUUCGUAAACAAUCCAUUCAUGAACCUGGGCAGCGUCAGUUUUUGGCUGAUGUUGGAGAUAUAUGCCAAGUACUACGAAAUGAGACACUAGGUAGUCGAAGUGUUAUAGGCAUAGAUUUGAAGCUUUCAGAGUUGAAGACUGAGUUGAAGAUAAGUGACAGGGCCUUUGAAAGAAUGUUCAAUGUUCAAUUCUUAAGACUUGCGUAUUCAGAUUCUGGUUCUGGACGUCCCAAACAGACAUGUCAAUCCAGCAUAGAUCUAAUGACACGUCUGCCUCCAAAUCUUAUACCUUUGGAUUCUGAUUUAAAUUCUGAUUCUGGACGUCCCAAACAGACAUGCCAUCACAGCGUAGAUCUAAUGACAUGUCUGCCUCCAAAUCUUAGACUUUUGCAUUGGGAUUUUUUUCCUAUGACAUGUCUGCCUUCAAAUUUUAUUCCGGAGUUCCUGGUGGAGUUAGCCUUGCGUAAAAGCAACUACCUUGAAAAAUUGUGGGAAGGACUGCGGACAAUCAGAAAUCUCAAAUGGAUGUAUUUGUCCGAUUCCAAAAAUCUAAAGGAGCUUCCUGAUCUCUCAACUGCUAUUAAUCUCAUAAGAUUGGAUCUUAGUCAUUGCUCAAGUCUAGUGAGACUUCCAUUUUUUUCUGGGAAUGCCAUAAUUAAACUCGAAGAACUGAAUCUCUUUGGAUGUACAAGUCUGAUAGAACUCCCCUCUUCUAUGGAAAACGCCACUAAUCUCGAGGAAUUGGAUCUCACGGGAUGCUUACAUCUAGCUAAGCUCCCGUCGUCUAUUGGUAAUCUCAAGAAAUUGUUUCUCAAGGAUUGCUCAAGUUUGGUGGAGCUUCCAUCUUCUGUUAUAAAUUCCCUGAAUCUCAUGGUUUUUACGUUUAGUGGAUGUUCAAAUCUUGUGGAGCUCCCUUCCUAUCUUAGUAAUGCCGAUGAUCACAAGGAAUUUGAUUUGAGUGGAUGCUCAAGUCUACUAGAGCUCCCCUAUUCUAUUGGAAAUAUGAUUAAACUCAGGAAGUUGUCUCUCAGUGGAUGCUCGAGUCUACUGGAGCUCCCCCCUUCUAUCGGAAAUAUGAUUAAUCUCCAGCAGUUGUAUCUCAGUGGAUGCUCGAGUCUACAGGAGCUCCCCUCUUCUAUCGGAAAUAUGACUAAUCUCAUGGAGUUGCGUCUCAAUGGAUGCUCAAGUCUACGGAAGCUCCCCUCUUCUAUUGGAUAUAUGAUUAAUCUCAUGAAAUUGCGUCUCAGUGGAUGCUCAAGUCUUGUGGAACUCCCAUCUUCUAUUGGAUAUAUGAAUAAUCUCAAGAAGUUAUCUCUCCAUAGAUGCUCAAAGCUAAAGGCCCUUCCGAUCAACAUCAACAUGAAAUCUCUUGAUGAGGUUGAUCUCACUGACUGCUCGUCAUUGAAAAGUUUUCCCGAGAUUUCCACAAACAUCAGAGUUCUAAAGCUCACUGGAACUUCAAUAGAAGAAUUCCCUCCAUCAAUCAUGUCAUGGCCUCAUCUUCGUGAGUUACAUUUGCCAUAUUUUGAAAACCUCAAGAAAUCCCAGCAAGCUUUUGAUUGCAUCACGAAGUUACACUUGGGAGAUACAAGAAUACAAGAAAUUGCUCCAUGGGUCAAGGAAAUGUCUCGUCUACGUUAUCUUGUAAUCAAGGGAUGCACGAAGCUGGUUUCUCUUCCACAGCUUCCGGACUCCUUAAAGAUCCUAGUCGCAGACAAUUGUGAGUCCCUCGAGAGACUAGAUUGCUCUUUUUACAAGACAAAGUUUCAUGGGCUCAGCUUUGUUAACUGCUUUGGACUGAAUCAAGAAGCAAGAGAGAUUAUCAUCAACACAUGGACAAGAGACUUUGCAAUUUUUCCAGGAGAAACAAUGCCUACAUAUUUCAUUUACCGAGCCACCAGGAGUUCCCUGUCAAUGACGUGGAAUGGAUUAGAUACACAGUACUUUCCUACGUCCUUGAGAUUUAAAGCUUGCCUCUUGCUGGUUUAUAAGGGUGACGUAGAUGCUGGUGAUUGGUGCUGGCCUGAUAUAUCUUAUUGCAUCAAGGACAAACUGAAUGGCGUUAAAUCUGGUUAUGUAGCUUAUGCUUAUUCAUGGCACCGCUCUUCUCCAACUUCAAAGGAGCAUCUACUGGUAUUCAAAAUUGAAGAAAAAGUGGGCUCCCCCGAAUUAGCCUUUGAGUUCAGAUCCCAUGACAAAAAUUGGGAGAUUGAGGAAUGCGGGCUACGUCCUCUGGAGAGUUGGAAACAAUUGCUUUGGAAUCCUUGGCUCCCUCACGUUCAUGGAAGCUGAGAUAAAAACAAAUCACAUUUUCAUUAAUAACUUGUAACAAAAAAAAAAAUCUUCAUCUUUAGCACUCUGGUUGGCUCUCAAAAAUCAAUCUUAUAUAUUAAAAAGAA
This is a messenger RNA of Brassica napus (rape), 4163 nucleotides long. Its product is annotated as disease resistance protein TAO1. The coding region runs from base 145 to 4056 and encodes 1303 amino acids. NCBI's taxonomy places the organism in Eukaryota, Viridiplantae, Streptophyta, Magnoliopsida, Brassicales, Brassicaceae. The transcript is spliced from 4 exons. Gene Ontology annotation, molecular function: protein binding; ADP binding. Gene Ontology annotation, biological process: defense response; signal transduction. The record is from RefSeq and is a predicted model, not a curated record.